AUGUUGAAACAUACACAAUCAGAGCACACGCCCAAAGUAGCCAAAAGUGAACAGAAAAUGGAAAAACAAGAAAAAGAAAUUAAAGGGGGGAUUGAAAAGGGGGAAGAGAUGACUAAAUUAUUUGAAUCUAAAACUGAUAAGACGAAAGACCAACAACAAGAAGGAGAAAAAGAAGAAACACAAAUGAUGAUCAAAAAACUUGAAGAGGAAAAACAACAAUUGGCUAUAAAAAUAGAUGAAAUUGAACACAAUAAAAAUGAACUUCUGAUGAAAGUUGAUGAACUUCAAAAAGAAAAGGAUGAACAAAUGGUUAAUACACAAAAAGAGAAAGAAGUCAUUGAAAAGAAAGUUGGAGAAUUUGAAAAUCAAAUAAAGUUACUACAAAAAAAAGUUGAGAACUUGGAACAUGACAAAAAACUACUAAUUAAUCAAAUUGAAGAAGUGAAAAACGAGAAAGAACUACUUCAAAAGAAGUUGGAAGAGCAACAAACGCUACACGAGCAAACUGAAAGUGAACGGAUUGCAUCUUUAAAGGAGAAUAGUAAACAACAAAUCUGUCGAUUAGAACAACAAGUUGAAAGUGAAAAGAAGGAGAAAACAAAGCAAAUUGAAUUCAAUCAAACGAUUCAAAAAGAAAGAGAUGUUUUGAUGGAUAAAAACAAAGAUCUCACACAUAAAAUUACUGAGGCGGACAAAAAUAUUCAAAUUUUUAAAUUCCAAAUUGAUGAAUUUCAAAUGAAAAUCAAGGAAUUAAGCGGGAAGAAAGACGAAAAUGGCGACAAAGAAAAUAUGUACAGAAAAGAAGUCGAAAAAAUGCAACAAACAAUCGAAACGUAUCAACUAGAAAUACAAAAAUUAAAAGAAGAAGCCGAGAAACAAAAUUAUACAAUCAACACAUUAUCGAAAGAAAAUCUAAAAAUGCUUAAUAAGAUCACUUACGAGUUCCAGGAAAAAUAUAACCUAAAUUUAACAAUCAGCGGACUUCGCAAGGAAAAAGGAGAAUUACACAAUCGAUGCGAUCAACUCAAAACGGACAAAGAAGAAAUGGAACUGACAAUUGAUGAUAUGUAUAAUGAGUGUUAUCGUUUAAACGGUGAGAUCGAAAAACACAAAAAACAAAUUGAAGAAUUAAAAGAACAAGUUGAAAGUGAAAAGAAGGAGAAAACAAAGCAAAUUGAAUUAAACCAAAAAAUCGGAAAGGAAAGAGAUAUUUUAACAAAUACAAACAAAAAUCUCACACAGAAAAUGAGAGAUGAAGAAGUCAAAAAAUAUAAUGAUUUGGUCAAUAGCGAAGAUACACAGAAAAUGCAUUCAAAUGAAAUUUACUUGACAAUUGAAGAAGUGUACAGUGGGUGCCAAAAGAUGAUCACAACACAUUCUUCUAAAGGCACCGAAGUUGUGGUUCUUGUCAUAUUAGAUAAAGGAAUCAAAGAAGGGGAAGUCAUCGAAAUUGAUAAUGUAAAUUAUGUUGUAAAGUAUAUAGAACACCCAUAUUUGUCAAGAAGAGGAGAUGACUUGGUUGUGAAUAAAAGUGUUUUUAUUACAAAUGGGGUCAGACACCCAGCCUCUUCUAGAGUUUUGAUGAAGAAUGAGUGUCAAACACUUUUGAGUUUGAAAGGGUUCACAGAGCAAGGGAAAACAUUGUUCGAUGAUGGAUCUGUAACAUGUUAA
This is a messenger RNA of Entamoeba invadens IP1, 1671 nucleotides long. Its product is annotated as paramyosin, putative. The transcript has a single exon. Bases 1 to 1671 code for a protein of 556 amino acids. The record is from RefSeq and is a predicted model, not a curated record. NCBI's taxonomy places the organism in Eukaryota, Evosea, Mastigamoebida, Endamoebidae.